Molecule: messenger RNA, 1929 nt
Organism: Necator americanus (New World hookworm)
Lineage: Eukaryota; Metazoa; Nematoda; Chromadorea; Rhabditida; Ancylostomatidae
Exons: 17
Coding region: 1-1929 (642 amino acids)
Biological process (GO): negative regulation of epidermal growth factor-activated receptor activity; cell surface receptor signaling pathway
Cellular component (GO): membrane raft; plasma membrane
Molecular function (GO): calcium ion binding; SH3 domain binding; phosphotyrosine residue binding
Source: RefSeq, a predicted model, not a curated record
AUGCCUGUCACCAAUGGAGCAGUUUGGAGGCGAAGAAAAUGUAUAAACUAUGAGGAUAUCUCUGCCAAUCCAAAAGAGAAUUCUAGUUUCAAGCAGUUAUAUCAAAGGACUCCAGUUUUAGCUGGCUGCAAAAGCGAUUUCUCUUUUUGCUUGGAAUCUAUUCUACGGGAAUAUCCAGUAGAUUCACUGCACAGGAGAAGUCAUGGACUCAUCGGUUGUGUUUUUCUCCCAGUUGCUUUACUAGAAAAAGAUACUCUCACUUUGGCCAGUAUUGAUUUACUUCUACAUUAUUCGGAGUAUUCGGUGAACCGGAUAGGUGACGGUGAUGGUGACGUUUUUGAUGAGGUUGCGUUAUCAUUUGCGUCGAGUUAUGCGGUAGUCAAUGUUGUCAAAAUGAGCACAAUUGCCUCUUUACUGGGAAGAUUACAAGGGAUGAUGCAGAGUUCUGGGGUGAGGUACAUUCAUAGCAAUGAAUCGUUCACCCCUGCAACAUCAUCCCUUCCGUUAAGCAAUCAUGAUCGCCGAACUCUAUGCAAAACGUUCAAAUUGAUGGAUGAUGUUGUGAAGUCAUGUCAAAACCAUCGUUUAAAUUUAAAAAAUUCGCCACCAUUUAUACUAGAUAUAUUACCUGAUACUUAUACACAGCUUGUUUAUAUAUUUACUCAAAAUCACGUUAUUCUACGGGACAAUUACUAUAUACAGAUAUUUUUGGAGAAUAUGCAGCAGAAAUGUAAACAGGUGUUGAAGCUAUUUAAAACAAAUGCUAUCUUCGAAGAGCAGUCGCAAGAGAGGCGUACGUUGACGAAACUCUCUCUUAUUUUCUCUCAUAUGCUUUUUGAAUUAAAAGCUGAAUUUCCUGACGGAACAUUCAUAGGUGAUAAGUUCAGAAUAACGAAGCGUGAAGCGGAGGAUUUCUGGAACAAAAAUUUUCACAACAGGACUUGUGUACCAUGGAGCGAGUUCGUAGUAGCUAUAGAGAAAUCUCAACCGAACUCCAAGUUAAAGUUGUCCGCGCUCAAGAACACAGUCGAUCUGACGGGCAACGAUCAUGUUUCAAAUUUUGAAUUUGAUGUUUUUACCAGAUUGUUUUAUCCCUGGAAAACUCUUCUCCGUAAUUGGCAGCUAUUAACUACCGCACAUCCUGGAUAUGUUGCUUUCCUUACAUACGACGAAGUUAAGAAGAAGCUGGAAAAACUGGUCGACAAGCCAGGAAGUUACGUCUUUCGUCUCUCAUGCACACGUCCUGGACAAUGGGCCAUAGGUUAUGUUGCUCCUGAUGGGAAAAUAUUUCAAACAAUACCACAAAAUAAAUCUCUUAUCCAAGCACUUCACGAGGGAGGAAAGGAAGGAUUCUAUUUGUAUCCUAAUGGUAAUCCCAAGGACAUCGACUUGAGCACCGUUAUAGAAGUUCCUCCCGCAGAUAGAGUUAAGGUAACCAGUGAACAAUAUGACUUGUACUGCGAAAUGGGUACGACGUUCGAAUUAUGUAAAAUAUGCGACGACAAUGAUAAAAAUGUAAAAAUUGAACCUUGCGGUCAUUUAUUAUGCACUCCUUGUCUAACCAGCUGGCAGGAGUCUGAAGGUGGGAACACCUGCCCGUUCUGUAGAUACGAAAUAAAGGGUACAAACAAAGUUAUUAUUGAUCGCUAUAGACCUAGUCGAAGGGAAAGACAGAAGGAUUCCCUGAAACCUCGGAAACAACCUAACAUAUCUUGUGAUGCGGAUGCCUCAGCAUUGUCUUCCCCUUUGAUGGGGUUACCAAUCGGCCCUCCACCACCACUGCCACCUCGGCCAUCGGCGACCCAAGCGCCAGAGAGGUUCUCGAGGUCUCGAGAUCCGAGUUACGUGAACGUACCUGCUCUCACACCACAGUCAGCUGUGACGCCAGUUGAUUAUGUGAACUCAUCAGCACUUCAUGACUUUAUUUAG